Mauremys reevesii (Reeves's turtle) is the source of this 546-nucleotide messenger RNA. RefSeq names its product ATP-binding cassette sub-family B member 5-like. The coding region runs from base 1 to 537 and encodes 178 amino acids. The record is from RefSeq and is a predicted model, not a curated record. The transcript has 4 exons. Gene Ontology annotation, biological process: transmembrane transport. Lineage: Eukaryota; Metazoa; Chordata; Testudines; Geoemydidae. Gene Ontology annotation, molecular function: ATP hydrolysis activity; ATP binding; ATPase-coupled transmembrane transporter activity.
AUGGUGAUCCCCUUCAUGUGUGAAAUGGGAAAAAACACCACUGUAACAAAAUACAGCCAAGCACACUCCACCCCCGCUUCAGUGUCGCACAGUCCUAUCACAGUGGAUGGACACGACAUAAAGUCCCUUAAUCUGAGACGAUACCGAGAAUUCAUUGGUGUAGUCAGUCAGGAACCUGUUCUGUUUGGGACAACAAUUAGAAACAAUAUAAGAUAUGGUCGAGAGGAUGUAACUGAUGAAGAAAUUGAGAAUGCAGCAAAAGAAGCAAAUGCUUACGAUUUUAUCAUGGAGUUUCCUGAUAAAUUCAAUACCCUUGUAGGAGAAAGAGGAGCACAGAUGAGUGGUGGCCAGAAGCAGAGAAUAGCCAUAGCUCGAGCUUUGGUUCGCAACCCUAAAAUUCUCUUGUUAGAUGAGGCCACAUCUGCCCUGGAUACAGAAAGCCAGCAAAGGUCGAACCACUCUUGUAAUAGCUCAUCGGCUUUCCACCAUUCGGACUGCAAAUGUAAUAGUGGCCAUAGCGGAUGGUGCUGUGGCUGAAGUAGGAAC